AUGGGUUUUCUUGGUUGGCUGAAGGGUCUGCUUGAUCCCGUACCGGUCGAUUUGCAUCACCCAUCAUCAUAUCAAUACGAGGGUAACACAGAUGUGGAUGUAGCUCCUCCAGCGUAUGCGGCUCCUGCAUUUGAGUUAUUCGGCCAUGAGUCUCGCAUCACUUUCCAAGGAACUCCAGGCUUUCCUACGGAACUUGUAACCGGUUCUCCACCAUGCUUCGACCUUGACGGCGCCUCUCCUGUGUUUUUUGGAUCUGCCCAUUUUGCCGACUCCUCUAUUCACCCAUGUAAGAUUGCACCUGCAUUAAAUCCAAGUGCCUGUCGCGUUCCCUAUGGUGGUAAAGAGCACCAUCAUGACGGACCAUACGCUCUUCUUCCUUUUGAUCCAGAGACUAUGGAGCUUAUUCCCACCUCUGGUGGGCGCAUUCCGAAUGGAAGAAUGCCCAUAGUGGGUGGACACGAAAGGGACCAUAAUGUCAAACUUUACCAUGCUGUUGCAACGGUGUAUGCCCGUGGUGGUAUAGUGAGAGUUCCUGGAAAGACCGCUCCUCAUUUGUGGGUUUUGAUAUCAUCAUUUGCAUAUCCGAGUCGGGACCUCACGUACGUAUCAUUCUAA
This is a messenger RNA of Lentinula edodes (shiitake mushroom), 615 nucleotides long. RefSeq lists its product as uncharacterized. The transcript has 2 exons. The record is from RefSeq and is a predicted model, not a curated record. Bases 1 to 615 code for a protein of 204 amino acids. Lineage: Eukaryota; Fungi; Basidiomycota; Agaricomycetes; Agaricales; Omphalotaceae.